Molecule: messenger RNA, 411 nt
Organism: Bactrocera tryoni
Lineage: Eukaryota; Metazoa; Arthropoda; Insecta; Diptera; Tephritidae
Exons: 4
Coding region: 1-411 (136 amino acids)
Source: RefSeq, a predicted model, not a curated record
AUGGACACUCAAAUGGAUAAUCAGCAUAUGUUAAAAAAUCAGUUGCGAUCGCGAGCGCGCAAACUGAAGGUACAUGCGCAAGCGACUGGUGGAGGCCCUCCGAUAAAUGGAAUAACUGAGUUCGAGGAGCAAGCGAUUACAACUUUUGGGGCAGCAACGGUGGAUGGACUGCCGGGUGUUGCGACUUUGGGUCACCAGGUUUUGCCGCCGUUGUAUUUAAAUACAGCUGCUCAAGCUCCAGCUUCCUCGCCAACACCAACAGUCACAUCGCCUGCUCCAGCUUUUCCUGCUCUGUCUAUAAAUUUUUCUUCCUCACCAUCACCUCCAGGAUCAGCGACUGGCGUUAACAGCCAUGGCUCCAAUGGACACCCUUGGUCACCUAACAACCACGAAUCACUUUGCGUGUUAUAG